CAACCCCACCAAUAAUGAUUGGCCAACGUGUUGACCGGUGUUGACGGUGGCAAUGUGUUAAAAUAUGGCGAAGUGUGAGAAUCUGUGGAAGUUAUUGGUUAUAUUUGUUGGGAUUAUUUCUGUUGUAAAUGCUGGGGGAGAAACGUUAGUGCUGCUUGAUAAUCUUGCAAUUAAGGAAACACAUUCGAUGUUCUUUAAGUCUUUGCAAGAAAGGAACUAUUCACUUACUUUUAAAUCAGCUGAUGAUGCAAAUCUUGUCCUCUCAAAAUAUGGUGAAUUUUUAUAUGAGCACCUAAUUAUUUUUGCACCUUCAGUUGAGGAAUUUGGUGGCUCACUUAGUGUUGAAACCAUAACAGAAUUUAUUGAUGGUGGAGGCAAUGUUCUUGUUGCUGGAAGCUCUAAUUCUGGAGAUGUUCUACGAGAACUGGCAUCUGAGGUUGGUUUUGAGGUAGAUGAGGAAGGAGCAUCUGUCAUAGAUCAUCUCAAUUAUGAUGUCAAUGAUCUAGGCAAGCAUACCCUUAUAGUGGCUGAACCUUCAAACCUAAUUGAGGCAGCAGUGAUUACUGGUACCCAUGAUGUGCCACCACUUCUAUACCAGGGCACAGGACUAGUGGCUGAUAGAGACAACCCAUUGGUACUUCAAAUAUUGUCUGCACACAGCUCUGCCUACUCAUAUGUUCCUGAUGAACCCAUCAAGGAGUAUCCACAUGCUGUGGGUCGUAAUACACUACUGAUUGCUGCUCUGCAAGCCAGGAACAAUGCACGUGUCGUCUUCUCUGGUUCGCUGUACUUCUUUUCUGAUGAAGCUUUUACAUCUCCUGUUCAAAAAGUACUGGGUGGGAAAAAGUAUGAUGUGUCAGGCAAUCAGCAAGUGGCUAUUGCCCUCAGCCAGUGGGUGUUCAAGGAACAUGGAGUGUUACGAGUGAAGUCUGUUUCCCAUCACCGUCCUGGAGAGACCAGCCCACCACAAGCUUAUACUAUAAUGGAGACAGUUGUAUACACAAUUGAGAUAGAGAAGCUGCAGAGAGGGACUUGGGUUCCAUAUGAUGCAGACGAUGUACAGCUUGAAUUUGUUCGUAUUGAUCCAUUUGUGCGCAUGACACUCAAGAGAAAGCAAGGUGGUAAAUAUGAAGCACGAUUCAAGAUACCAGAUGUGUAUGGCGUGUACCAGUUCAAGGUGGACUACAAUCGUGUUGGAUACACGCACCUCUUUAGUACCACACAGGUUUCUGUACGACCACUACAACAUACAGAAUAUGAGCGUUUCAUUCCAAGUGCAUAUCCAUAUUAUGUGAGUGCAUUCAGCAUGAUGGCCGGUGUGUUCUUGUUCAGCAUUGUGUUCCUGCACUAUAAAGAGAACACAAAAAGUAAAAGUGAAUAAUAGUACUUGUCCAGUACAUUGUAAAACAAUAAGUGAUACUGCCAGCCCAUGUUAAAUAAAAUUUCAUGUCACUGUGGUGCAGAGCAUGUUUGUUUGAAGCUCUGCAAGCGUUACUGUCUGUACUGUUAUUUCAUAUAGUGAUGCCUGGUUGUACUUGAACAGCAUAGUGUUACUUUGCAACAUAGGAACAACAGCAGCAUUUCCCCAUUAAGUCACUUUAUUGCACAAGUUGUUUAAUGAUGGCUGUUAUUUCUUAUUCUGUUCAUAGAGUUUAUUUAUAUUUUAGUUUCUUCACUUUCUUUAAGUUUGGAAUAUCUCUAUAAAAGACAGAGUAAAUCUGAAAGUAAAGUAAUCUACUUGGUAAUGUAUCAGAGUCUUAAUGUGAAUUCUGUUCUUGGAUUUUACACCAUGUGGAUGUGGCUGAUGAUGCCAGCCAGUGUUUUGAAGGCAAAUGCUGCCACCAUCUUGAAUUUCAAAGUGUGUGAAGUGGGUGAGUUUCUGUGUAUAGGAAUCUGUUUUUAAUAAAAUCAGGAGGGGGAUGGGAUGCCUUGUCUGGCCAAUAAACCAGUAAUGUUGUGCCUCCAGCCCUUCUAAGGUCCAUGGAGAGUGCUUCAGCCCAAAGGAAGGCCAAGGGAGACAGGCAAAGGGCUGAAAGCUGUGAACUCAGCGUUUAUACCAUGUAUGUAGAACCUACCCAACCACAUCAGCGGAAUAUUGUGAUGGUACAUCACCACCAUAUAUUUUCACCACACACACACACACACACACACACACACACUUCUCAGACCAUUCAAGGACAGCCUUGGAUUUAAGAACUCUAGAAAGCUACCAGAUGUCAUAUAAAUGUGAGACUGUCAAUGUUGGAGAGAUGGGCCUCACAAUUGAAGAAUGCAAGAAGGAGCACCAGAGGGUUCUCUGUCUGUACCAUCUGGAACACUUGGCAGCAUCAGACCAUUCUGUCAACAGGGGGCACUGGAUAUUCUCUGAGGGUGCUGUGGCAUUAGCCAAGUUGCUCCACUACACACUAGAUUUAUCCAGAAAGCUGUAGAAAUCAACCUGCAUGGCAACUUUAAUAGAGAAGAUGGCUACCACUUAAGCCCAACUUGUUUCUUCCUUUGUAUCUUCACUGAAAACUACCCUUCACCCAUGGUGAUCUCAAGCCUACUCAACCCACAGCAUAGGAGGUUUUAAUAGUUUUUUAGUGUGGAUGAUGAGUGGGGUGGGAUGUGAGGUUUGAUAGUAUCUGUCACCACGUGUUGGACUUGUAUUGUGCUAGUUCUUUACUAAUUCUACUUUAAUAGUGCCAACUAUAGUGAUUCUUUAAUGGUGAGCUUGUGCUGCUAUAUCUUUGACUUCCUUCCGUUUUCAUUGGUGUUAAACUAUGGGUCAGGAAGGUAGAAAGAAUAGUGUGGGCACCAGUAAUCACUAGAGUAAAAUGAUUACAGAUUUAUAGGAUACAGACAGGGGUGACUAGCUCCAGUAGGUGUCAGGGUAAAGCCUAACCCCCUUCUCUUGGUUUGUAUCAGUCCUCGCUCUGGCAGGGUGUAUGUAACCUUAUUGUUGCAGUCACACUCACUCCAGUGAUACCUUGGAUAUACUGUACUAUGACUUAUUAAUGUUCUGAUGAUGAAUUACACUCUGAUUACUCUCUUGUAAAUAUUUAUUACACUUCCAAUUUCACACUGAUAACUCACUUUCCAGAAAUUUUGCACUUCACAAGUUACACUUUUACACUUCAUUUCUUUUGCCAAUAAUUGCACAGUAGACUUGAAUGAUUUACAGUUUUUCUCCAGUGGAGCUCAGAAUCUUGUGUCUGAAUGCUUUGAAAGUCAGGACCACAGUUUUUUUUUUUAACUGAGAUGCUCUGACACAAUGGGCUGACAGCUCUCAGCUUCCCUCAGGGAGCCUCACCUUAUACUUUUCUUAUUGGCCUAGAUCAAAACUUAUGAAGUCUCAGAUAAUUAGCAUCUUCCAGUCAGAAAAAGUUGCCAUGUGAAUUUAGCUCUUAAAACCCACAAUGCCCCUUUGACAGGCCUCUUAUUGAUGUUAGCUAAAGCUUGGGUCCAUGGUCCUCCUACUUUAAAUUUAUUGCCAGACUUUUCUGUCAAAUAUCAGAUUUUGAAAGCAAUGCUGUAGUGUUGAAACUAACUAGAUUUCCAGGAAAAUGCAGAAGUUUGUAUCAUGUUUGCAUGGCAAGAAUGGGCUUAAGUCUCAUUGUAAAUGUAAGAAUGUAGUUUAAAUCUUGCAACUUGUGUCUAAAUACAAUGCUUGUUAAUAAGUAAGCUCCUUAUUCUUAGUGAGCGGUUGCAGGUUGAAGCAACAUUAUGCUUGGUGAGCAUUAGGAUGUGUGACCAGUUGGGAAUAUUAGUUGCCAGGUUUUUGUGUGUGUGUGUGUGUGCGUGCGUGCGUGCGUGCGCAUGUUCGGUGGCAAUUCAAAUGGCCAGUUACACAGUUUUCGUGGUUCACUGUCCUUAGUGGCCCAAGUGAGGCACUAACCUGCUCCACCCUCCUUCCCAAGUUGUGUUUUGAAAAUAUGAUCCUGUAUAUACACAGCAACUCUCCUACUUUACACCCUUCAACCCCAAAGAUGGAGGGAGCAGGUACCCCAAAAAUGCUGGCAACCUCACCUACAUCCACAUGGUGUAACAACCCAAGAAUGGAAUUAGCUUCAACAGUUAAUCGCUGUUGAAGCCUAAAAUCAGUAAUAUAUCAAAAUGAAAGUAUAUUCUUACUACAGUGUGGCCAAAAGUUCAGUUAACUUAGUAGUAAAAUGUGCAUUAAAAUGCAUUAAGUAUUUCUUUAUUACUUACUGACUUACAAAAAUUGCUCAAAGUGAGAUCCUCCUCCUUCAGUGUACAACUCAGAAUGCUGCAAUACUGUUCUACAAAUUGAGUGGCUGGUUUAAAUCUGAGCAUUCCCAUCAAUAUGAGAGAAUGUUGUAGGUUAACUCUCUUUUGGGCCACUCUGUAUAUAGAGCAUUAUCACCCAGUCCAUUAGUCUCUUGCCUGCAGGAUGAGAGGAGAGUAUAUUGAUUUGUGAUAUACUCUUAAUCAUUGUUAUUAGCGUGAAAUAACUUGAUCCUUGAGUUACGAAUGCUUUAUGUUCCAAAUCCCCGUUCAUAUGUCAUGUCCUUAAGUUGAAACACUUGAAAUAACCAAGAAAUCAUAGAGCAACAGUUGGCUGUAAGCAAUCCCACACUGCUAUUGAGUGAGCAACUGAUGGUAGCAACCACAUCCCGUAAUACUAGUUAGUGAGCUGUUCUCCUGUGAAAGUC
Messenger RNA from Cryptotermes secundus, 4655 nucleotides. RefSeq names its product dolichyl-diphosphooligosaccharide--protein glycosyltransferase 48 kDa subunit (gene Ost48). Gene Ontology annotation, cellular component: endoplasmic reticulum membrane; oligosaccharyltransferase complex. The transcript has 8 exons. NCBI's taxonomy places the organism in Eukaryota, Metazoa, Arthropoda, Insecta, Blattodea, Kalotermitidae. The record is from RefSeq and is a predicted model, not a curated record. Bases 65 to 1381 code for a protein of 438 amino acids.